This is a messenger RNA of Lutzomyia longipalpis, 1645 nucleotides long. RefSeq names its product iduronate 2-sulfatase (gene Ids). The record is from RefSeq and is a predicted model, not a curated record. NCBI's taxonomy places the organism in Eukaryota, Metazoa, Arthropoda, Insecta, Diptera, Psychodidae. The transcript has 2 exons. Gene Ontology annotation, molecular function: iduronate-2-sulfatase activity. Bases 54 to 1562 code for a protein of 502 amino acids.
UUGAUCUUCAAUCUUUGGGGGACUCUGUGUGUGAGGAAAUUGAAGCUGAAAGAAUGAUUUUGUUUGGGAUUUUGGUACUUUUGAGUGCUGUUAGUGCGAAAAAUAAUGUGAUUUUGAUAAUUCUGGACGACAUGAGGUCAGCAAUUGGUGCUUAUGGUGAUCACAGAGCUUUAACACCCAACAUUGAUCAUCUCACCGAAGGAGGAUUCUACUUCAGCAAAGCUUAUGCUCAGCAAGCAGUUUGUGCUCCAAGUCGCAAUUCAAUGCUCACAAGUCGUCGCCCUGACACGCUGCACUUGUACGACUUCUACAGCUAUUGGAGAUCAUUUGCCGGAAAUUACACAACUUUGCCGCAAUAUCUGAAGUCUCACGGCUACUUUACAGCUUCCAUUGGGAAGGUCUUUCAUCCGGGCAUUACAUCGAACUUCACUGAUGACUACCCCUAUAGCUGGAGCAUUGAGAGCUUUCAUCCCCCUACAGAGGAAUUUAUGCACGCCAAAGUAUGCGAAGAUUUGGAUUCGGGGAAGCUCGUGCAGAAUCUUCUGUGUCCAGUGGAUGUUCUCAGUCAGCCUGGGCAUUCGCUGCCUGAUAUUCAAUCAGUUGUUAAAGCUGUGGAGAUGCUGAGGAACAUCACUCAGCCAUUCUUCCUGGCUGUGGGCUUACACAAACCUCACAUACCCUUCAGAAUUCCCCGAGAAUUCCUCAAUUACCAUCCAGUGUGGAAGUUUAGACGUCCCGAUGUGAGUUACAAGCCUCAUGAUCUGCCCAAUGUGGCGUGGAAUCCAUUUGUGGACGUUCGUGGACGCCAUGAUGUCCAACGUCUCAACGUUUCCUUCCCAUUUGGACCCAUUCCCAGGGAUUUUCGAGCACAAAUCCGCCGACAUUACUACGCAGCAGUUACCUACAUUGACACCCUCAUUGGUCAGCUCCUUGCAAAUGUCAACAUGAGUAAUACAGCAGUGAUCCUGACCGGAGAUCAUGGAUGGUCUCUUGGGGAACACGGAGAAUGGGCCAAGUACAGCAACUUCGAGGUAGCUCUGCGUGUCCCCCUAAUCAUCAACGUACCCUCCCUUAAACCCCAAGAAAAGAAUCGUAUUGAUCAACCAGUUGAACUGCUAGAUCUCUUCCCAACAAUUGUGGAUCUUCUUGAUCUUCCACCCCUUCAGAAAUGCUCAAGUUCUCAAAACUUCCAGGAUUUGUGCACCGAAGGGGACUCCCUGCUGCCUUAUUUGCAAAAUAGAUCAAAAAGAAACUCCAGGAAGAUGGCCUUCAGCCAAUAUCCUCGCCCGGGAGAUUAUCCAACAGCUCAGCCCAACAGCGAUAAACCCCAUUUGGAGGAAAUCAAAAUUAUGGGAUAUUCCGUGCGGAAUCAACGGUUUCGCUACACAAUUUGGAUUGAAUUCAAUCCUAAAACUUUCUCAAGAAAUUGGGAGAAAGUCUUCGGGGAGGAACUCUAUGAUCACAGUAUUGAUCCACAUGAGAAUAUUAAUCUCGCCUCAAGGAGUCCGCUCAAUGAAAUAAAAAUGCAUUUUAGGGAUAUUUUGAGGAAGAAAUUUAACUAAUUUUUUUAUAAAUUACUUUUAAUAAAUAAUUAAUUUCUAAUCUAUUUUAAGAGAGAAAUUACAUUUUUAAUAAUAAUAAUAAA